AUGACCAAGGAAACGCUCUUCUACCAGUUUGCCGUAGAGUCCCAGGUCUUCUUCAAGUCCAAGUACACCUAUGCCUUAGUCAACAUCAAACCCUUGGUGCCGGGCCACGUUCUUGUGGUGCCUCUCAGAACUAGCGUGCUUCGAUUUGGCGACUUGACACCCUCGGAGUCCACCGACUACAUGAACUCGUUGCAGCUCAUCCAGGGACUCAUACGAAAAGUGUAUAAAGCAGACGCUCUCAACAUCGCCAUCCAGGAUGGGCCUGAAGCUGGCCAGUCGGUUCCCCAUCUCCAUACUCACUUGAUUCCUAGGUACAAGACUGACGGGUACGGCGAUGGGAUAUACCAGAGAUUGGAAAAGACAGACUUGGCUGCUGCAUAUGAGGACUUUUUUGCUAGAAAGGAAGUGUUUCAGAAAGAAGGCGGGUUCAAGGCCCCAGACGACGCCUCAAGGAGCCCUAGAAGCGCAGAGGAAAUGGCCAAGGAGGCGGACUUCUUGAGGGCGGAGCUUGAAAAGUACGAAGCUGAGGUUGCUGCUGAGAAUUAG
Messenger RNA from Candidozyma auris, 546 nucleotides. It is a transcript of the gene HNT2, whose product is annotated as bis(5'-adenosyl)-triphosphatase. Gene Ontology annotation, molecular function: catalytic activity. The record is from RefSeq and is a predicted model, not a curated record. Lineage: Eukaryota; Fungi; Ascomycota; Pichiomycetes; Serinales; Metschnikowiaceae. The coding region runs from base 1 to 546 and encodes 181 amino acids. The transcript has a single exon.